Symbiodinium sp. CCMP2456 is the source of this 792-nucleotide messenger RNA. NCBI's taxonomy places the organism in Eukaryota, Dinophyceae, Suessiales, Symbiodiniaceae. The record is from the annotation of a GenBank genome assembly.
AUGUCUGUGCCUGUGGUUUUGGACGCUGAAGUUCACCCACCGUGGUGGGCAAAGGCAGUCAUUGUCAAUGACUGGAAGCAGCCGUAUAAGGUUUGCUUGCGGACGGACUGCACAGGAGCUGACGCACCAGGGGACGCGUUAAGCCAAGUCGGCGAGCUGCUCCCACUUGGAUGGGACCACCGCUCGGGCUCGGAGCAGGACUGUCGCACAAGGGCAUUCUUGAAGAACCAGGUCACUGUCCUGAAGGAGGAUAUGUGCCACCACAGCUUCAGCAACGACUCGGCAGAUGAGUGCCUGCUUUAUGUUGCUGGGUCGCCGUGCCAAAGCUUCAGUCCCAGGAAUCAUGUUCGGAAAGGCUGGGAAGAUCGCCGAGCAGAGCUGCUGGGAAAGGCGUUGAAACAAGCGGCCAAUGCGGACGUGGCUUUGGUGGAAAACUCGGUGAGCCUGUUGUCAAAAGCAAAUCAGUUCCUCGGCAAGAUUCGGGGAAGAAGCCAUGUACUUGGUUCGUUCCUGACAGUCUGUGGUCAUGACUCCGGCCACAAGCCCUGCUUGCCAGACAGGUCUCACAUGGAGCCGAUGCUGGAAGAACUUCGCCUCGCCGGAUUUCUGGUGCACUGCACUCGCUUCGAUCCUGCUGCCAUGGGGUUCUGCACCAAGAGAGCCCGCAUGUUUGUCUUCAUUGUCAAGAAGGAGAAAUGUCGUUUUCAAGACGAGCGGAGCAUGGGACAAUGGAUAGAGGAGGCGAAGCAACGUGUGCUGGCUGCGCAGCCAGUUCAGGGCAACGUCACAGAU